Molecule: messenger RNA, 1658 nt
Organism: Melitaea cinxia (Glanville fritillary)
Lineage: Eukaryota; Metazoa; Arthropoda; Insecta; Lepidoptera; Nymphalidae
Product: cilia- and flagella-associated protein 45
Exons: 12
Coding region: 1-1578 (525 amino acids)
Source: RefSeq, a predicted model, not a curated record
AUGCCGAAAGCUGUGAAAAAUUUGCACGAAAAUAUUAAAUAUCAUUCUGUGAGGAAAGGAGAACCGGGCUGUUAUCAGCUACAUAGACCAUCAGAAUGUCGGCUCAAGUUUCCGAUUACAAAGCGUCCGAUCCACAAAUGCGAGGUUCCAAAGCACGAGUUCACCCUAGUGCCUCAGCUCGGAGGUUGGCGGACGCUGCUGGUUCCGAAGACCACGCCCAACUACUACCCAGCUGUCAUGAAGAAGAAUGAGUAUGAACGACUGAAAAAGCAGGCGAAAAUAGUAACUCAAGAAGAGCAACUCCAAGCCAUGCAUGCUCAGGAGGCAGCUAUCCAAAAAGCGGCAAAGGAAUCCGAAGAGCGAAAACAGAAACUAAAGGAACAGCUCAAGCCACAACCUGGUGCUGAAGCUUCGGGAGCCACAGACCCUGAGCUUGAAGGACCAGAUCAAGCUGCUCAUACUCUGUCAAGAGCUGAAAUUCUUCGUGCUAACAACUUUCAAGGACCAAGACUAUGCAAUCGUAUCAUCCUCGCAUCCAAGUGUCAUGCUAUUCGCGACGCUCAGAUCGCUGAACGGGAGCUAAUUAAGAAGGAACUUGAUGAAGAAGAAAGACGGCUCGAUGCAAUAAUGGAAGAGAACAGACUGGCAGCCGUGCGGCGCGCUGAGGAGGAGGAAGAGAGGAGGCACCAGCUGCGCUUGCAGAACCUCGCUGCGUUGAAGGAGCAGAUCAAAGCGCACGAAACAUCCAAGAUAAUGGAAGCAGAACGCAUUGAAGAGGAGAGUAUCAGAGUGAACCAAGCGAACAUUGCGAUGCAAAUAGACGAAGCGCAGAAACUCAAAGAAAAACAGGCCAGGCAGGCCAAGCUUAAGGAAAUAUUAGAUCAAGGCAAUGCAGAACUCCUCCACUACAAACAACUGCAGAACGAAGAAGAACGCAUAAUGAACUUACGUAUCGCGAACUUUCUCAAACAGAAACAAGAGCGUGAAGCGAGAAACAGGGCGGAGGCGGAGGCCGUCAAAGCGGCCAAACAGAAGGGCAUCGACCACAUCGCUAAGGCACAAAAGGCUGAACAAGAGUUGAAAGAGGAAUUAGAACGUAUCAGAAACCUGAAGAUCCAGGAGGACGUAGAGCGCGAAUACCGGCGCAAAGAGCGCGAGGCGGCCAUUAAGAGGAACAGAGAGAUGAAGAGGCUACACGAGGCCAGGGUUCAGCAGAUAAACGAUAUCCACCGUCUGAUCGCUAGAGAAAUAGCCAAGGACGAGCAGAGCUUCAACAACGCGGCGCGACAGAACGAAGAGUUUAUCCGUAAGGAGAAAGAGUUGGAGGACAAACGCAAGGCGCGUAUCGAGAAACAUCGUCAGGAAAUCAUGAAACAAAUCAACGACAAGGAACGCGCACGCGCUGAACUCCGGGAAAAGAUUCACAACGAGGGUGUCGCUCUGAGAAUGGAACAAGAGCAACAGGAAAAGUACGAGAGAAAGGUCAUCAAACAGAAGGUGGCAGAGAUGAGACAACAGAAGGUCGUAGAGAAGUAUGUGAAAGAAGUAGAACAAACGCUCGGAAAACAUGGCUAUUGACAAUAUUAGGUUAAUAGGCAACUCCGGAAUACUCAUUGUAUAUCGAUAUCAUUAAAUCAUUAUUUUAUUGUGGCACUACA